UGGAAGCCGGCCUGUGCAGCUGUUAGCGGUACUGGCUUUGGAGAUGGGCGCACAGCAAGCCGUUCGGAAGCGCUGUCUGCGCGUAACGGGGCGUGAUCUAGUGGAGCUACCCACAGCUGCCCAGCAGCUGCACCAGAGUGACAGCCUCUGGCCUUUUGCAGAAGUUCUGCCAGGAUGACAGACGUGACACGGGGUCGGGACAUUCGUGCGGAGUUGGGUUUAGAGACCGCGUAGCUGCUUGCCUCUCCUUCCGCCUCGAUUCCAUUUAGCUUCUGGGUGCCUAGAGGGGCUUCAGCCUUGCAGUGAUAUUUCCUAGAGGAGCCGGGCCAGGCACGGUCACUAGUGUGGAGCAGGUGAACAGCUCGGCCUCAUCCAACAGAUAGUUGCUGAGUGUAUCAUGAUGUUAUUGGGUUUGAUUUCAAGCCACUUAUGAGACUGGACGUCUUCCCAAAAUGGACGGCCUAGUGCGGGUCUUCCCAGGAGCUCCGGGCUGCUGCUAAUGGCCGAGACCGAACCCGCCCGCAGCCCGCUUGCAGCCCCCGAGUAUCGGUCCAGCCUGUGCCGUCCUGACCAUGGACAGAGUGCCGGCCGGAUCCAGCAGUGGCACCCCAGCUCGCCCCGAGGCCCUCCCAGAGCCCCCAGGGUCACUGGUGCCACCUGACCAGUGGGCUGACGCCCCGUGUGCCAGUGUCGAAGCCCAUAGAGCUGCAGAUGGAGGGCGAGGCCUGGAUGGACCUGGCAAGGGGGACACCUGUCAGAACGGGCCGACGCCACUCUUCCCAGACCCUGCAUCGCCUCUUGGUCCUGCCCCGAGCCCACUGGGUCCCGAGGCCUCUGCAGGUGUGGCUGAUUUCCAUGACAACCUAAGGAAGUCUCAGGGGACUGGUGCUGAGGGCAGUGUUAGAAAAGAAGCUUUGCAGUCCCUCAGACUCAGUCUUCCUAUGCAAGAAACACAACUGUGUUCAACAGAGGCUUCCCUGCCCCUGGAGAAGGAGGAGCAGGUCCGACUUCAGGCUCGGAGACGGCUCGAAGAACAGCUCAAACAGUACAGAGUGAAGCGCCAGCAGGAAAGAUGCAGUCAGCCUGCGGCCAGAGCACGACUGUCCAGCACGCUCGACCCGGAGCUCAUGCUGAACCCGGAGGCCCUGCCCCGUGCCAGCCCGGUGGCUCUGACGAAGGAGUACUCCUUCCUGCGCACCAGUGUCCCCCGAGGGCCGAAGGUGGGCAGCCUGGGGCUCCUGGCGCAUCCCAAGGGGAAAAGAAGUUCCAAACCGAGCAAAAUCCGGUCUCUGGCCGAUUACAAAACUGAAGACUCCAGUGCCGGGAGCUGUGGUGGGAACGCUCCGGCCGCAGACGCUGCCGGGGGCGCCCUGAAGCAGAGCCGGAGCAGCGUGACGUCAGUAGUGUCCGAGGUCAGCCCGUGUCCUGAGGCCGAGGACCACCUGGAGAACGCGUCCCUGACAGGCGACAACACGUCUGAGGCUGACGGGAACGAGAGCGACAGCUCCUCCCUCAGCAGCGUGUCUACCCGUGGGACGCGCGGGCUUCUGGUGGACCCUGUGGGCACUCGCGACGCUUCCUAUGUGGUCAACGGCCAGGAGAUCGCCGCCGCUGCCCUGGGCCAGUUCCCCUCCAUCACGGAUGUCCUCCAGGCUGCGGCGGCCGAGCACCAGGACCAGGGACGGGAGGUCAACGGGGAGACGCGGAGCCGGACAGACAGCAUCUGCAGCAGCGUGUCCCUGGAAAGCUCCGCUGCGGAGACCCACGACGCGGUGCUGCAGGCCCUGAAAGACAAGAUGAGACUCGAGGGUCAGCUGGAGGCGUUGUCUUUAGAGGCCAGUCAGGCACUUAAAGAGAAGGCGGAGCUCCAGGCGCAGCUGGCCGCCCUGAGCACGAGGCUGCAGGCGCAGGUGGAGCAGAGCCACAGCAGCCAGCAGAAGCAGGACUCGCUCAGUUCGGAGGUGGACACCUUGAAGCAGUCUUGCUGGGACCUGGAGCGAGCAAUGACUGACCUGCAGAACAUGCUGGAAGCCAAGAACGCCAGCCUGGCAUCGUCCAACAGCGACCUGCAGCUGGCCGAGGAGCAGUACCAGCGACUCGUGGCCAAGGUGGAAGAGAUGCAGAGGAGCAUCCUCAGCAAGGACAACACAGUGCACGACCUGCGACAGCAGAUGACGGGCCUGCAGAGCCAGCUGCAGCAGGUGCAGCUGGAGCGGACCACGCUGAGCAGCAAGUUGAAGGCGUCCCAGGCCGAGAUCGCGUCUCUGCAGCACGUGCGGCAGUGGUACCAGCAGCAGCUCGCCCUGGCGCAGGAGGCCCGGGUCCGACUGCAGGGCGAAAUGGCCCACAUCCAGGUUGGACAGAUGACCCAGGCAGGCCUGCUGGAGCACCUGAAACUUGAGAACGUGUCCCUGUCCCACCAGCUGACGGAAACCCAGCACAGAUCCAUCAAGGAGAAGGAGCGCAUUGCCAUCCAGCUCCAGGGCAUCGAGGCCGACAUGUUGGACCAGGAGGCUGCCUUUGCGCAGAUUCAAGAGGCCAAGACGAUGGUGGAGGAGGAUCUGCAGCGGAGGCUGGAGGAGUUCGAGGGCGAGAAGGAGCAGCUGCAGAAGGUGGCGGCCGCGGCCGCAUCCCUCGAGCAGCAGCUGGAGCAGGUGAAGCUGGCGCUGCAGCAGCGAGACCAGCAGCUUGAGGCCCUGCGGCAGGAGCACCUCGACCUGCUGAAGCAGCUGACCUGUGCGCAGGAGGCGCUGCAGGCCCGGGAGCGCGCCCUGGGGGACGUGCAGGUGCGCUGCGACGAGCUGCAGGCCCGGCUGGAGGAGCUGCAGGAGGAGGCCGCCUCCAGGGACGACGCGAUCCGCUCCCUGCAGAACGAGAAGAUUGUCUUGGAGGUGGCCCUGCAGGCGGCCCGGAGCGGCGGGGAGGGGCUGGACAGGGGAGCGCAGCGCCUGGCAGAGGGCGCCGAGGAGACGUCGCAGGUUCUGGAGCAGCUGAGACAGGAGUUGGCCGUCAAGUCCAGCCAGGUGGGGCACCUGCAGCAGGAAGCUGCCACUCUGAGAAAGCAGACGCAGAAAGUCAAGGAGCAGUUUCUUCAACAAAAGGUGAUGGUGGAGGCCUACCGGCGGGAUGCCACCUCCAAGGACCAGCUCAUUGGUGAGCUCAAGGCCACGAAGAAGAGGCUGGACUCAGAGCUGAAGGAGCUGAGGCAAGAGUUAAUUAAAGUUCAAGGGGAGAAGAAGUCCGUGGAUGUGGAGCAUGUGCGCCUGCAGAAGGAAGUGUCUCACGUCCGUCAGCAGAUGGCCGACCUCGAGGGGCAUCUGCAGGUGGUGCAGAGGGAGCGCGACGAGAUGGAGACACACUUACAGUCUUUGCAGUUUGAUAAAGAGCAGAUGGUAGCUCUUACGGAGGCCAACGAUGUGCUCAAGAAGCAAAUUGAGGAGCUCCAACAAGAAGCCACCAAGGCCAUCACGGAACAGAAGCAGAGGAUGAAGCGGCUGGGCUCAGACCUGAGCAGCGCCCAGAAGGAGAUGAAGACCAAGCACAAGGCUUAUGAGAGCGCUGUGGGCAUCCUGAGCCGCCGCCUGCAGGAGGCCCUCGCGGCCAAGGAGUCGGCAGAGGCGGAGCUGAGCCAGCUGAGAGCCCAGGGCGCUGGCAGCGGCAGCGACCUCACUCUGCACGAGAGAAUCCAGGCUCUGGAGGCAGAGCUGCAGGCCGUCGCCCACAGCAAGACGAUGCUGGAGAAGGAGCUCCAGGAGAUCAUCUCACUGACCAGCCAGGAGUUGGAGGAGUACCGGGAGAAGGUGCUGGAGCUGGAGGAUGAGCUGCAAGAGUCCAGAGGCUUCAGGAGGAAGAUAAAGCGCCUGGAGGAGUUGAAUAAGAAGUUGGCCCUUGAGUUGGAGCACGAAAGAGGGAAGCUUACGGGCCUGGGGCAGUCCAACGCAGCCUUGCGGGAACACAACAGCAUCUUAGAAACCGCGUUAGCCAAGAGGGAGGCCGACCUGGUCCAGCUGAACCUCCAGGUACAGGCGGUCUUGCAGCGGAAGGAGGAGGAGGACCGCCAGACGAAGCAGCUCGUCCACGCCUUAGAAGCCGCGCUGGAGCAGGAGAAGGCCAAAGUGCACAGCCUCAAGGAACAGGUUGCUGCAGCCAAGGCGGAGGCAGGACAUAACCGCCGCCACUUCAAGGCCGCCACCUUGGAGCUGAGUGAGGUGAAGAAGGAGCUUCAGGCCAAGGAGCACCUGGUGCAGAAGCUGCAGGCCGAGGCCGAAGGUCUUCAGAUCCAAGAGGGGAAACACUCCCAGGAAAUAGGACUGUUCCAGGCGGAGCUGGCGGAGGCCCGGACCCAGCUCCAGCUCCUGCAGAAGCAGCUGGACGAACAGCUGAAUAGACAGCCUGCGGGAAACCAAGAGAUGGAAAAUCUCAAAUGGGAGGUGGAUCAGAAAGAAAGAGAAAUCCAGUCCUUGAAGCAGCAGCUGGACUUGACUGAACAGCAGAGUAAAAAGGAACUGGAUGGAAUACAGCACUUACUGCAGAAUAUCAAAGCUGAGCUGGAGACGGUGCGAGAAGAUCUGUCCCUGACCCAGAAAGAUAAAUUUAUGCUGCAAGCUAAAGUCUCAGAGCUGAAGAACAACAUGAAGACUCUGCUCCAGCAAAACCAGCAGCUCAGGCUGGACCUGCGGCGUGGCGCGGCCAAGACGAGAAAGGAACUGAAAGGCGAGGCCGGCUCUUCGGGCCCCGUGACGCCGGUGAAGAUCCCCGACUGUCCCGUCCCGGCCUCCCUGCUGGAGGAGCUGCUGAGGCCCCCGCCUGCCGUGAGCAAGGAGCCCCUCAAGAACCUCAACAGCUGUCUCCAGCAGCUGAAGCAGGAGAUGGACAGCCUUCAGCGCCAGAUGGAAGCGCACACCGUUACCGUGCACGAGUCGCUGUCCUCGUGGACUCAGGGGGACCCCUCUGCCAGCCCAGCUCCCCUGGGAGAUCACGCCAACCCCCGGGGAGACACGGAGCAACUCGGGCAGUGCAAGGUCUCCAGAGAGGAGCUUGGAACAGCGGCUGCCGAGCGUCCACAGUCCGAGUGCUUGUAACUACCCAAAGGAAUAUUCUUUUGUCAAGGUUAUUUAUUUGACUGUUUGCUCUGUUUUUCUAAGAGAUGAGGUUUAAAUUUUGCAUUUGCCUUUACAAGGAGUAAAAGGACAGAACGAGAGCUGAGGAUUAGAGAAAUAGUCAUUUGCAAAUCACAACUAGCUUUUCCCACGAAAUGACCAAAUCUUAACACCAUAACCUAGAUCUCAGCAAGAAGGUUUUGGAUGUGUCCGAAGGGAAUCUCUCACGAGUGACCGUAGAUGCUGCUGUCUGAGGAGACGCCAGCCGGCGGCCCCCACUGGCAGUGCUGCGUGACCGGGUCCCAUUUCUCUCUUUCCUGCCCAAUUCAGUAAGAGCUUUACCUCUCUACAGAAACGAAAGUUUAUUUGCACCUUUGGUUUUUAUUUUAUUUUUAAUGGCUAUCUCACCAUAGGAUGUGUAUAUAAAUACUGAAAAUCGAUCUAAUCUUUAAAAAGUAUGUCUGUAUUAUUUAAGAAUGACCUGAAUUGUCUUUUUGUUGAUUGCCUUUUGAAAAUGUGCUGUCAGGAAUUAAUGCACACGUAGGGUUUAGGGAUGUCAGUCAGAAAAUUAUAUUUUAAGAAAUCAUUAUUUUAUUUACUGUUCUAAAACCAAAUAUUCUUAGAAAAGGGUCUUUAUUUUAGUUUCACUUUAUUUUUGAGGGCCUUGUCGUAAGUGCACAACACCCCCUGCCAUCCAACCCUUGGCCCGGCACAACCUCACUCACCUUAGCUGACCCCAGUCACUAUGCGCUGGCCUGACGUGUGAGAUGCUUGGGGAGAGGUUCCAGGAGAGGAGGGGAGGGGGGCCAGGGCUCCAAACCCAGGCUUCCCCAGGCCACCACCCCCCCAACCCCACGCCUCCGCGAAAAUGUCCAGCAGAGCCUGUGUGGUCAUCAGAGGGCACGCUGGACUCUUCAGAAGGUUUGGAAGGUCCUGCAGCCUCUCCGCUGGAGACACUGAGGUUUCUAGAAGGGGCAGGUCAGCUCCGUGGGGAGGCGUUGGCGGUGGCCUCCCCAGCUGUCCUGUAGGGGAGGAGCUGGAUUUGGAGCUCCCUCAGCGUGGGAGGUUUCUCGUGGACAUUUCUCCACCUGAAACACAGAAGUGCUGCAGAAACUGACUGGCCGUGACCCCUGACGUCUGUAACUUUGUCCCCUACUUGGCUGAGAAAUCUAAACUAACCCUCACUGUUGUGAGUUAGAGCAGAGAGGCCUCUGGUGCAGAUCUGCUGGUCUGGAGAUGAACUUGGAGGGGUUACUGAUGGGGCCACAUCCGCCUGUGUCGACUCACUACUUUUGUCUCUCUUGAGGAGAAAACAGUUUGGUAUUUGAAAGCUGUUUGUGUUCUCUCACAAGAUGCUGUUAGAAGGUUCACUGAUAAAGUAGCGUUAACCACAAGAUGUUUAGUGUUUAAAAAAAUUCCCUAGCGACUCUUGGGACUUCUGAAACGUGUAUAUCACUUGUACAGGGUUAAUCUUAAAGUAAUACUUGAAGACUUCAUUAUAAAUAUAUCCUAUUUUUCAUCUUAAGUUGGAAACCGUUUUUGACAAAAUUGUUUUUGUACCAUUAGAGAAGAAAAAAAUCAUAAUUUACAUUCUUAUUUAUUUGGGGUGUAUUAUCCUCAGUUUUAAUUUUAAAACCAGCACGUGACACUCAGCCUCCUGCCGUGGCUGCUUCCUCACUGCUGCGUGCCGGCGGCCCCCCGGGGACGGUCACUGCGCGUCUUCUCUUAGGAAAGGGUCAGCUGGUUGUGAGCAAGUCCCUGUUCCUCACCUCCUUUCCUUCAUGUCUUACCCUCUGUGUGCCGUGUGCCUGUGUGUGCGCCUGCACAUGCAUGUGCGUGUGGCUGUGCCUACGUGUGUAUGUGCAUGUGGGUGGGUGUGUGUGCCACUGUGUGUGCAUGUGAACGUGUGAGUGGACCUGUGUGGGUAUGCACAUGUGCACGUGUGCGUGGGUGUGCCUAUGUGUGUAUGUGCAUGUGUAUCUGUGUGUGUGUGUGUGUCCGAGUGUGCAUGCGCAUGUGCCAGUGUGUACCUGUGUAUGUGUGUGUCCCUACCUGUCAUUGUGCG
Messenger RNA from Prionailurus viverrinus (fishing cat), 7164 nucleotides. RefSeq names its product golgin A3 (gene GOLGA3). The record is from RefSeq and is a predicted model, not a curated record. The transcript has 24 exons. Lineage: Eukaryota; Metazoa; Chordata; Mammalia; Carnivora; Felidae. The coding region runs from base 573 to 5081 and encodes 1502 amino acids.